Penicillium cosmopolitanum is the source of this 708-nucleotide messenger RNA. Its product is annotated as DNA damage-inducible protein 1. The transcript has 2 exons. Bases 1 to 708 code for a protein of 235 amino acids. The record is from RefSeq and is a predicted model, not a curated record. Lineage: Eukaryota; Fungi; Ascomycota; Eurotiomycetes; Eurotiales; Aspergillaceae.
AUGGCAGCUUUCCAGCCGCGCGUCCCAGUGACAUUUUAUGCUGUCUUAUUGAUAGUGUCGCAACAGAUUCAGAUGGUCGCUGCAUUGCCGACCUUGACCGCGAGAUCAGACACCACGGCCUCUGACGGUGGUCUUUCGCAACCAGAGAAAAUAACUCUAUACGUUGUCGCGGCAGUUGGUGGACUAUUUGCUAUUAUGGGGGGUGUGAUUUACAUCUUGCGUACACGCCAUCUGAAUGAAUGUCGAAAUCAAUCCCAGAAGAUGACACAAUCUCUUCUGAAAACCCUCCCCAUAGUCCAAUACAACAAUGGCAAUGGGCACUGUCCAAGCAUGCGGGCAUCAAGCAUCGGCUCCGAUGAUUCCAUGGAUGAGAAAAUCGAAAAGCAAAGGAAUACAGCCUGUCCGAUCUGUACGGAUGACUUUAUUGAAAAUCAAAUGCUGCGCAUUUUGCCAUGUGAACAUCAAUACCAUAUGAAAUGCAUUCAAGAUUGGUUGUCCCGGGGUUCGAACUGUCCAGUGUGCCGAAUUGAAUUGACUUCGCCGAUCAAAGAAAGAUCUGCAAAGCAUGUGGAUCCGUCAGACGUCGAACAGACAUGCUAUCCGCAAACAUAUCCGCGAGCAAGUGAUGGACACGCGAAGAAGCUCCAUAAUCGCUUGCUGAGACAUCUUUAUAGUGUCGGCUUGGGGCAGCACUAUAACAGUGCUUGA